AUGGCCUCGAAAAUUUUGAAAUUUUCCGGUCAUAAUUACUUUAGACAAAGAUUGAUUCUCGCUAUUUUAAGUGGGAAACCUGUUAAAAUUGAUAAAGUUCGUUCGAACGAUAGUGAUCCUGGAUUAAAGGAUUUUGAAGCAAGUUUUUUAAGAUUAUUGGAUAAAGUUACAAAUGGAUCAAUAAUAGAGAUUAAUUAUUCAGGUACAAGCGUAUUAUUUAAACCUGGUGUAAUUACAGGUGGAACAAUAAGUCAUGAUUGUGGUACAGCUCGCGCAAUUGGAUAUUUUUUGGAACCGAUGAUUGCAUUAGCACCUUUUUCAAAGGAUCCAUUUAAUCUUAUAUUCUUUGGAAUAACAAAUGACAAUGUGGACACGUCGGUAGAUAUUAUUCGAACUGCUGUUAUGUUACAGCUUAAGAGAUUUGGUAUAGAAGAAGGCUUGGAAUUAAAGAUUUCUAAACGCGGUUCUCCACCUCUCGGCGGCGGUGAAGUCAAUUUUAAAUGUCCAGUCGUGAAAUCUCUUAAACCAAUGCAGUUCACUGAUGAAGGUCGGAUAAAACGUAUCCGUGGUAUCGCAUGCUGCACGCGUGUAUCUCCUCAAAAUGCUAACAGGAUGAUAGAUGCUGCAAGAUCAGAUUAUGAGAUAUAUUACCGUCAAAUAAUGACACACCUUACAUGUGGGACUCGUGGGUUUGAUAUUGUCAAACCCAUGAGUCCCACAUGGAAGUCAAAUCAUAUUUGUAACAGAUCUCCAGGAUUUGCGCUUUCUUUGGUUGCUGAAUCAACAACAAGUGCUCUCAUAACUGCUGAACAAGCUGCAAACCCAGGCGAAACACCAGAAGAUCUUGGCAAACGAACAGCAAAACUUUUACUUUCUGAAAUACGAAAAGGUGGUUGCAUUGGUUCAUCAAAUCAAUGGUUGAUGCUUUUAUUGAUGGUCCUGAGUCCAGAAGAUGUAUCAAAAAUCAGAUUAGGACAGUUGACAGCUUUCACUAUACAAUAUCUUCGAGAUAUUCGAGAUUUCUUUGACGUUACAUUCAAAAUAAAGCAGGACCCAGAAUCAAAUACAUUACUAUUGACAAGUGUUGGUGUUGGUUACAUUAAUUAUAACAAAAAAACCACCUAG
Messenger RNA from Cetraspora pellucida, 1125 nucleotides. Lineage: Eukaryota; Fungi; Glomeromycota; Glomeromycetes; Diversisporales; Gigasporaceae. The record is from the annotation of a GenBank genome assembly.